UAUAUAUUUCCUAUUAUCAAAUAUUUUUUAAACAAUUGAAGACAAUCACAAACCGUGUAAAAUGCACACAAUCAACAAUAAAGUCCUCAGCGGCGAGGAAUUGGCCGAUUUACACAAAUGGCUACAGCAGUACGAUAUAAAUACAUCACGUUUGCGACGCGAAUUCUCAGAUGUUUUGCCCUUGGCGGAGAUGAUGAAACGGGAUCAUCCACGUUUGGUUGAUUUAAACAACUUUCCGAAGCGCAGCAGCGUCCAGUUGAAGGUGGCCAAUUGGGAGACGUUCAACUAUAAGAUAUUGAACAAAUUCAAUUUGACAUUGGGUCGUGAAUUUAUGGAGCUUCUCUCGACGGGCGUCCCUGGUGCUGCCGAGGUGCUACUGCAUGAGAUCAUGAGACUGAAGAAGCGUCAACGUGUGGUGGAGACAAGGAAUGCGAUACUCGCACAGGAACAGAUCUGGGAGGAGAACGACGAGGUGAAGACGGUGGUGGUCAACAAACAGGUGGGCGACGGCAUCGUUCAGGUGCCACAAAAGAUGAUACUCUAUUCGCUCUACGAGAAAAUGGCACGCGACAAUCAGGCCAAGGAUCUGAUCAUUGAGGCCAACCAGAAGCGACUCGCCCACAUGGAGAAUAUCAUCAAAGUGAAGACCGAGCGCAUCGACGAGCUGCUCAUGCAGAUGGGCAAGGUGCCCAACAAGCUGUGCGGCAACAGUCCACGGCUGCAGUGCUCCAGCUUCGCACGAUUGCCGUCCACUUCGAUGAUCAGCUAUGAGGCUCUGCGUAAGCGACAUCCCAACACGCCAGCCUCGUCCGACUAG
Drosophila navojoa is the source of this 817-nucleotide messenger RNA. RefSeq lists its product as uncharacterized. NCBI's taxonomy places the organism in Eukaryota, Metazoa, Arthropoda, Insecta, Diptera, Drosophilidae. Gene Ontology annotation, cellular component: axoneme. The record is from RefSeq and is a predicted model, not a curated record. Gene Ontology annotation, biological process: regulation of cytoskeleton organization. Gene Ontology annotation, molecular function: microtubule binding.